Cuscuta epithymum is the source of this 3268-nucleotide messenger RNA. NCBI's taxonomy places the organism in Eukaryota, Viridiplantae, Streptophyta, Magnoliopsida, Solanales, Convolvulaceae. The record is from the annotation of a GenBank genome assembly.
GGAAUUAAAUAUAUUAUCUUUGAGCCGCCUCGAUCCUCCUCCUCGCUCAGUUGAGUGAGUCAAUUCUAGGUGACGGAGCACUGGUUCUUGGGCGGGUGAAGCAAGCAAGGCAGAUGGAAGAGGAGCUGAACAGCCAUCCCUCCGAUGGACAAACGCGAAAUCCGGCUGCUUAUCCUAGCGGCGUCGGGCUUGGUGAAGGAGCUGAGGCUGAGCUGUUGGUGAAGGAAGCCAAGCCAGAGAAGGAAGAAGAGAAACGAAGAAAGUGAGCAUUCCAUUCACUAAUUAAAAUCAGUUCCCACACCGACCAAGCCAGAGAAGGAAGAAGAGAAACGAAGAAAGCACCCUUUUUAAAUUAGAAAUUGCUCUGUCAAAGGAAAUAAGAACACUGGCAGCUGAAGCUUUUCUUAAUGCCAGCUGGUACCAAGGGCCAACUUCAGCAAGUCUAAAAUAUAUAAUAAUAGCCUCAGAGGAGAGUGGAAUCGAGGGGAAUCCGGGAAAGAGAAGAAGAAAGGGGAAACGGGAAAGGAAGGGAGAGAGUUCUUUUUUGCCUCAAGACUUCUACUUUUAUGGUCAUUUGCUUUGAAGAUAAGGAUUGGAAGGAUAUCCAAGUUCUUUUUUGCUCAGGUAUUAUUUUGAACUUGUGAGUGGAAAACGAUUGCUCGGGUUGCAUUUUGACAUAGCUCAGCUGCUCAAGCGUUGAUAAAUGUGGUUCUAUGGGGGUAUACUGUAUAUUACAAAUGAGUGGGAAUGGGGCACACAGACUGAAGUUCAAAGCCUCACCACAAUUAAGGAAGCUGUUUCCUUAUUUCUAUUAGGAGCAGCGGAGGAGAAGAAAGGGGGAAAGGGAAACGGGUACAAGUGAAAGAGUAGAGAGAAGGAACAGGAAAGAAAGAGGAAGCAGAAAGGGAAAGUUAUUGAAUUCAUAAUAUACAAGGGUUUUAUUAUUCUCCAAGUUCGUUUCUUGCUUUGAAGAUAAGUCUUGCCUCCAGUUACAUUGACGUAUGUUUCAUCAAAACUCCAAAGGAAAUAAGAACACUGGCGGCUGAAGCUUUUCUUAAUGCCAGCUGAAAGUCUGUCUCUAACAUGGAGUCAUCAGAAUUUGGAAGUAGCCAAAACGUAAAUCAAUCUUUGAGAAGAAUUGUGCCCCCCCUGAGUUCAUCCUAAAAGAUAAGUACUCAUACUAAAUUUGGGAUUGGAAGCAGGGGCAUUUCCCCCAGCCCCCAGGUCCUCUAUGCCCUAGCGGGAGUUGUGAGCCGACGAGGAAGAUGGGAGAAAGACACUCUCUAAAAGCCCCUACUGGCUUCAAAGAACAAGACACUGUCUGGCUUUAAGAAGUGAUUAUGUCGUUCUUAUGCUGAAGUUCGCUGGUGAGUGGAAAACAAUUGCUAGAUUUGUGUUUUGACGUAGCACAGCUGCUCAAACGUUGAUAAAUUUGAAGGGGCUGUAGGGAAGGGGGUGGGAAGAAAGCAAGGAAUGAGAAGAGGAAAGCUUCAGCUGCCUGUGUACUAGUAAAAGGGAAGUAGGUAACUACCUACUUGUGAUUCUGGAAGUGCUAGUGUACUAGAAGAACCAGGGCACUACCCACUCGUUGGCAAAUGUACUGUAGCUAUUGUAGUUGGUUCUCCCCUUGAAUGUUUUUUUAUUGAAACUUUUAUUCUUUAUUGUGGCUUAGAGCCGUUUGCUUCUUUCACUGCUGUUUCAGAUCUGCUAAUAUAUGUCGUUGUUGCAAAUCCUAUUCAUUCUUUACCUCAACCUUUUUUCUUUGUUUCAAAACAUAUAAUAUUUCGUAUACACCUUUUACUUGCAGGAAAAACGCAGUGUGGAGAUGUUGGAUUGCCCCAGCCCCAUAGGAGUACGCUUUGCUUAGUACUAUAAUUAGUUUUGACUUUUUCAAUUUCCUUGGUUGUAAGGGCAUAUCUUUGUUUAAUGCCCUUUUAGAACAGUACUCCGUAUUUGUUUAUUUUAAACAUUGGUCUUUUCAGUUUUUUUUUAAAUUUUUUAUUUGGUGGUAUGUAAAACUUUAAAAUGGAAGGGGUUGGGUUCGAUUCCCUGGAGCGGAUUUUGGCCCCAUCACCGCCCUUCUAUUUUGGCCUUGCCCUUCUGAUUUUUUUUUCCGGGAAGCAGCUAGAAGAUGGUCUUACCCCAGCGGAUUGCAAUAUUCAGAAAGCCUUCAUUUUCACUUCUUUGGUGAUAUAACCUAUUUGCAACUAUGCUUGCGGGCUGCGGCUUGACUCUUUAUGAGGACAUUCUUAGCUGCUGCCAAAUGCGAGACUACUUGGGAUGCUGGUACUUCAGCUAGAAGAGCAAUUCAUAACCCUCUCGAGCAGUUCUUUGAAGCUCAUAGAAGUGUGGAGGAUGAUAAACCUGUUGUGUAUGGUGGGAGCUGGAAGGCAUCUGAGCUUCGUCUCAAGUCCUGGGAUGAUCUUCACAAACUAUGGUAUGUACUUCUCAAGGCUCAACGUCAAAUGCUUAAUGCUCAAAACUUGAGAUUUCCAAAUCCAGAAUGUAUCUCCAAGGUAAGAAAGUCUAUAUGCCGAAUCAAACACGUGCUCACAGAGAGGGCGAUCGAUGAGCCAGAUCCUAUGAGGUGUAGUGAGAUGAAAAGAAUGAUAAAUGCCGUAUGAGAAGAAUGAUAGUUGUGUUAAAAGGAAUGAAUGAGAGAUGCUGUCAUUUGAUCCAGUGGCAGAUAGACAGGUAGUUUAUGGAGUCAUAUAUUUUCUGUUUCAAGAAUUUUGUGCUGCCCAGAUGAUUUGUUGGAGCUGUGGACGUGCUCUUUUAAACACAUUCUUUGCUAGCUCGUGUAUCUGAAAAUGGAUGCUGUGGACGUGUAUCCUGGAAGUGUUUUUUUAUUUGCCUGAUGUCAUCCAUCUCCUUGGGUGGGUAGAACAAAAGAGGCAAACAAUUUUUAGACAAAAAAAUGGAAGCGGUUGGGAGUUGGGGGGAUGAUAAAUAAAGCAAAACUUUAUAUGAGUAUGUGUUACUUGAGUUCAGUUCAAAUCGGUUGAAAUUGUUAUUUUUUUUUUAAAUAUGUCAAUAUUUAUUAUUUUUUAUUAUAUUUAGUUUUGUACUAAUAGUCUACCAUAUUUUGAUGUGAUAUCUAGCCUUAUUUAGAUGAUUUGUAUUAAAUUAGUUGAUUUGUAAAUCCCACAUAAUCCUCUUGUAAUCACUCUCAAACGGCCGAAAUGAAACCAGAUAGUUUCAAAUCAAAAUUAUUGAUGUAUAUGGAGUAUAAAUUGGGUAAUUUACACAAAAAGAUCUUUGAUUUAAA